AACUUGUUUACUAGGUUCAUAAACCUUCUGCUUGAACCAUUGCUUUGUGUGUUGCUCCUUAAAGGCUUAUUGAAAUAUUAAAAUCAAUAAAGUUUUAGAGACGUGUUUAUCACAGAUUGCCUUUUUAUUUUUCAAUAUUGCCAUGUCGCUUGGUUCAUUACGAUGGCUUUUUCUACGCCCAGUUUUCCAAGUUUGUACGUAAGAUGAAUGACUAGAAUCGUGGUCGAAUAUCAACGCGGGAACUGAUAGUCUAGCAGGAUCUGGUCUACCAUUGUGUUAAAAUGGCGCAUAGAAAGCCGAAACGUCCUAAGCUCGAUCCUUCCCUUCUUCAAGAUGAACAGCUUAUUCUCAUUUGUGAUUGGGGGAGUUGCAGACAGUUGUUCCAAAAUAUGGAGCUCUUCUUGAGUCAUGUGGCUGACCAUGCUGGUCAAGUGGUUGUUGUCACCACAGGUGAAGAAACAUCCCUGACGUGCAUUUGGGAAGAUUGUGGCUUUGAAACUUCUGACCAAAAAGAAAUAAUUCGGCAUAUAUACUACCAUGCAUACCAUACCAAGAUCAAGUGCCUUGGUGCAAACCUCAUUGAGAAACUCGCAUUGCAGGGAUGUCAACUAGAUCCUCAAACCCGAAAUUCUGUUCCAGAGCUAUCAGGCCCACUUAUUUGUUACUGGGAUGACUGCAAGCUUGAGUUCCUGAAUGUUCAACAGUUCUAUUGGCAUGUUCAUACACACUCCAUUACAAACGAUAAUGGUGAGAAAAAGGAGAAGAAGUGCCUUUGGGCAAACUGCAAGAGCACAUUUGCAAACAAGUUCAAGCUUAGAGAUCACCUGAGGAGUCAUUCACAAGAAAGGUCUUUAGCCUGCCCAACUUGUGGCAGUCUUUUUGCCUCUCGUACAAAGCUUCAUGAUCACUGUUUGAGGCAGCUUCCUUUAGAUGCAAAUGAGUUCCGCUGCUCCGAGUGUAGCAAACUGUUACCUACCGAACGUCUUUUACGAGAACACGUUCGUUAUCAUCGACUAGUCUAUACAUGUUCACACUGUCCGAUUGAUGAGGAGGGUCGAGGACGUAGCUUCCCCAACACACAUUCAUUAGGAACGCACAUUUCAUAUUGCCACAGUGAGUCAAGGCCGUUUCCCUGCCCUGAAACCGAUUGCAGCUACAGUGCUAAGUCGCAAACAGACUUGAGCAAGCAUCUUGAAGUUCACGCCAAUACUCUUUGGUACUGUUGUGAGGUCAGUGGUUGCGACUUUACUGCGCGUAACCCUGCGACGCUCCAAAAACACGUACGUAAAGUACAUCAGGGCAAUGUGGAACCUCUUUAUGAAUGCCAUGUUUGCCAAGUGCGUUUUCACGCAUCAAACUCAUUAAAAAGUCAUUUGGGAAACCUUCACAAGGUCUUUCCAUUAUCAGGCAAUGGUCGAUUUAAGUAUCAACAGGGACAGGACGGCAUUUUUCGUGCAGAAAAUGGCGGUGGACCUCUUCAACCCUUGAAUAGUUCCUAAUAAGUUAUAAAAAUCGUGUCCUUAUUUUCGCAAGGUGAUUCCAAUGUUUUUUUUUUUUAAUUUAAGUAUCAUUUUGCAUUCUUAUCCAGACAUUUAGUUACAUGUAUUGAUUCGAUUGUUUACUUUCUCGUAUGAACGAAGUGAUGAAAUACAAAAUAACAAAAUAU
Molecule: messenger RNA, 1666 nt
Organism: Daphnia carinata
Lineage: Eukaryota; Metazoa; Arthropoda; Branchiopoda; Diplostraca; Daphniidae
Product: histone H4 transcription factor-like
Exons: 4
Coding region: 282-1499 (405 amino acids)
Source: RefSeq, a predicted model, not a curated record